Molecule: messenger RNA, 390 nt
Organism: Daphnia magna
Lineage: Eukaryota; Metazoa; Arthropoda; Branchiopoda; Diplostraca; Daphniidae
Exons: 1
Coding region: 1-390 (129 amino acids)
Source: RefSeq, a predicted model, not a curated record
AUGGAGCUUCAAGGUGCUUUGCUAGCAGUCAGGUUAGCAAACUAUCUGUUGAAGGAGCUGACUCUGCCCAUAUCGAAUGUGUUUUUCUGGGUUGAUGCGAUGACUGUUGUUCGGUGGAUCCACGCCAGCCAUCGUCGUUACAACGUGUUUGUCGCAAACAGAAUAGCUGAGAUCCUGGAUUCAACGACCCCUUCGCAAUGGAGACAUGUUCCUGGUGCACUUAACCCAGCAGACGAAUGCAGUCGUGGUCUCUGUCCGUCCGAGCUCGAUCCAAAUCAUCGCUGGUACCGUGGACCUGAGUUUCUAGUUUUGCCACCCGAGCAAUGGCCGGCCCAGAUUCCAGCUACUGAAUUGAUCGACCACGAAGACGAGUCCAUUGGCUGUUUCUAA